Messenger RNA from Hypanus sabinus (Atlantic stingray), 8478 nucleotides. RefSeq names its product DNA-binding protein SATB2-like. The transcript has 13 exons. The coding region runs from base 1314 to 3686 and encodes 790 amino acids. Gene Ontology annotation, molecular function: DNA-binding transcription factor activity, RNA polymerase II-specific; RNA polymerase II cis-regulatory region sequence-specific DNA binding. The record is from RefSeq and is a predicted model, not a curated record. Gene Ontology annotation, biological process: regulation of transcription by RNA polymerase II; chromatin remodeling. NCBI's taxonomy places the organism in Eukaryota, Metazoa, Chordata, Chondrichthyes, Myliobatiformes, Dasyatidae.
AGUGGAUAUAAGGAACAAGUGGUUAAAAUUAAAACUGUAUUGAUGAUCACGUCUAAUCUUCAAAGAAAUCUUCGCUUUAAAAUAUAUCCUCAGUAGCGUUUGAGGAUUAAGUUCAAAUCUACUGUUACAUUUUCAGAGAAACCGUGAAUCAAGUUUUGCGCUUAUCAGAACUAAAAUGAGAAGCUUAGGUGUAACUUCCAGUUUCUGGUGGACUCAUCUGCCUCAGCUGGAAGAGUAAUAUUCACCUGACACAGGUGCAUCGCUGUUUCAGGUUAUAAAUCCAAGAUAUUCUAGUGGUUAUGUUGAAGUUACAAUGCAGGUGAACCUGUAAGUUCAAGUCAAUUCAAAGAGCAAGUUUUAAUAGAGCAUCACCCAGGGCAAAUACUGAUGCACGGGAGCUACUGAUUUGGAAACUUCAACAGUGUUGUUUUUAAUGCCCCGGGACACCACAUGUUAGCAUCAGUGAUACUUUGUUUGGGACAGCCUCAAUAUGGAGUUAGGCUGAGAGAUGAUCAGCUGAGGAACAGAUAACUCCACAUAAGUAUCUGCAUCUGCCAUAAAUCUUAAUGUUUUCUUUGACCUUUGGAUUCAACUUCUCCACAAAUCUAUAAGGCUGUAAGACAUAGGAGCAGAAUUUAGGUCAUUCAGUCCAACGAGUCAGCUGUCCCAUUUGAUCGUGGCUGAUUUAUUUUCACCUUCAACCCCAUUCUCCUACCUUCUCCCUGUAACCUUUGAUGCCUUUACUAACCAAGAACGUAUCGAACUCUGCUUUAACUAUACCCAAUGGCUUGGCCUCCACAGCCACACGUGGCAGUGAAUUCCACAGAGUCACUGUCCACUGGCUAAAGACAUUCCUCAUCUCUGUCCUAAAGAGAUUCUGACACUCCUUAUAUAUCUGGUAAAAAAUACAGAUUUACAGUUACAUAAUACCUAAUUUGCAGACUUCUUUCACAUAAAUUAAUUCUUAAUUUAGACAGGAAAAAUGCAUGUUCAAACCUUUCAAGAGUACUCAAUUUUUAAAUUGAGUACUUUAGGCCAAGAAUUUGAGAGGAGCGAAUAACACCUACAGUGUGUAUAGAUCAUUGAACCUGGAAAUGAAACCAUGAGACCAUCAGAGGAAACAUUAACCUGUUAACUGUGCUUUUAGGCGGCCCAGCAUUUCACCCAGUGAAGGAGAAGAAGCUGGAUCUCAGGAACUAGAUCAUGUGGGAGAAGCAAAACUGAAAACAGGUACAACAGAAUGGCGCUGAAGAGGUCCAUGUACUCUCCACGGUGAGCGAUAUUUGGGAGCUCCGACUCUCUGGUGGCGGAGGAUGGAAAUGAGGACCACAAGCCCCUGCCCCUACCCCCACCCCCGGGACAGCCCGGAGAGAAAGAGCACCAGCCCCGAGGCGCAAGGGCCACCUCCCGGUAAGAAGGCCAGGCUGGAGCCGAACGGUAGCCCGACGGACGGAGGCAGAGGAAAAUCCAACGGCUCCCCCGUCAAGGCGUUGGGAGGGUCUACCCUGCCGGUGUUUUGUGUGGUGGAGCAGUCAGACAAUCCUGUGGAGAGUGAAGGGAAAGAGGAGCAUGCUGAAUUUGUGCUGAUCCGUAAAGACGUGUUAUUCAAUCAGCUUAUCGAGACGGCCCUAUUAUCACUUGGAUAUUCCCACAGUUCUGCAGCACAAGCUCAAGGCAUGAUCAAGGUUGGAAAGUGGAGCCCUCUGCCCCUGAACUAUCUCACUGAAGCACCAGAUGCAACUGUAGCUGACAUGUUACAGGAUGUCCAUCAUGUUGUGACGCUGAAAAUCCAGUUACAAAGCUGUGCAAAGUUUGAGGACCUUCCCGCAGAGCAGUGGAACCAUGCCACUGUUCGGAACGCAUUGAAGGAGCUGCUGAAGGAAAUGAACCAGAGCACCCUGGCCAAAGAAUGCCCUCUCUCCCAGAGCAUGAUUUCCUCCAUCGUGAACAGCACUUACUAUGCCAAUGUAUCAUCAGCCAAGUGCCAGGAGUUUGGAAGGUGGUACAAAAAAUACAAAAAGAUUAAAGAGUCAGCACAAGACUGGGUUCCCUCAAUGUUUCAAUCAAACAGACUAUUAAAAGUGGAGAGAGAAAAUCUAUCAGAGUACUGUGUCCUAGGACAGCGGCCAUCCCACCUGACGAACAUCAGUCAACUGGCAAAUUUGGCAAAAAGCAGUGAGCAGUCUCCGCACAGCCAGCUCCAUCACAGCCCACCCAUCAGAAGCCAGGCCCCGGGCCUGCAGCCGAUCAUGAGCCCCAGUCUGUUGUCGCCGCAGCUCAGCCCUCAGCUGGUGAGGCAGCAGCUCGCCAUGGCCCACUUGAUCAACCAGCAGAUCGCCGUCAGCAGGCUGCUGGCUCACCAGCACCCGCAGUCCAUCAACCAGCAGUUCCUCAAUCACCCACCCAUCCCCAGGACUGUGAAGCCCACUGAGCCUGCCAGUUCCUCAGUUGAGGUCGCUCCGGAGAUCUACCAGCAAGUCCGGGACGAGCUCAAGAGAGCCAGCGUAUCACAAGCCGUGUUCGCACGAGUUGCCUUCAACCGUACACAGGGCUUGCUAUCGGAGAUCCUCCGAAAGGAGGAGGAUCCUAGAACAGCAUCCCAGUCACUCCUUGUAAAUCUCAGAGCCAUGCAGAAUUUCCUGAACCUUCCCGAGGCAGAGCGUGACCGAAUCUACCAGGAGGAGAGGGAACGAAGCAUGAACCCAAACAUCUCCAUGGUCUCGCCUUCAGCAGGCAGCCCAGGCUCUUCUCGAACCUCUCAGGCCAAGACCUCCGCGUCAACACCAGAUCUUCUAGUUAAAGUGGAGAAUGCAAACCUGAACAUCUCGUCAGCCAUUUACGAGGAGAUCCAGCAGGAGAUGAAACGGGCCAAGGUAUCUCAGGCCUUGUUUGCAAAAGUGGCAGCAAAUAAAAGUCAGGGCUGGUUGUGUGAGCUGCUCCGCUGGAAAGAAAACCCGACUCCAGAGAACAGAACCUUGUGGGAGAACCUGUGCACUAUCCUACGCUUCCUGAGUCUUCCUCAAGCUGAGAGGGAUAUUGUCUAUGAGGAGGAAUCACGGCAUCAUCACAAUGAACGUUUGCAGCACGUUGUCCAGCUGUCCCCAGAGCCUAUCCAGCAAGCCCACAUUAGAUCAGCUGAGCACGGAGUGCCACUGGGAUCGGCAGUCAUAAGAGAGUCAGUGACCCAUUCACCCACACUUCCAGCUGAAGGAGGAUGCUUAAAGGCACUGCACAGACAGCAAUCCCAGUCUGCGAAGGAGAGUUCACCCCCUCGAGAGGAGAAAGGCACUCAGCCACAAGCUGCUGCUGAGGAUAACUGUGCCAAAAAACCCAGGUCACGUACUAAGAUCUCCGUGGAGGCAUUGGGCAUCCUUCAGAGCUUCAUCCAUGACGUGGGCCUGUACCCUGACCAAGAGGCUAUCCAGACCCUUUCUGCCCAGCUGGAUUUGCCCAAGCACACCAUUAUCAAAUUUUUUCAGAACCAGCGAUACCAUGUUAAGCAUCAUGGUAAAUUAAAAGAGCACUUGGGAACCACAAUAGAUGUUGCGGAAUAUAAGGAUGAAGAGUUGCUCACAGAGCCUGAGGAGAACGACAGUGAGGAAGGUUCUGAGAUGUACUCCAUGGAGGCGGGAGAGGAAAACCUCAGCAAAACCAAAGCCAAACCUCCAGAGCUCGACCAGAAAUAAUGUGAAACACCCACAAAUGCAUACCUACAUAAAAGCUUGUUGACAAUUCAAUGUGCAGCUUUGCGUUAUGCAUUAAGUGCAUUUGAUGUACGACAGUAUUCAAUAUGCAGGUGUAAUCUAAUGUUGCCUUGGUGAGGAAUUUCAGAAAUAAUUUUUUUUCCACAGACGUUUUGAGUCUUACAGACUGGGAAAGAUUAAACUAACUCCAAAGUUUGUUCACUAACUUAAUCCUGCACUAAGACUUAAAUAAAGGAACACUGGGGUCAAAUUGGAAAAGAACACUUUCUCAGAACUUGCCUAGGACAAAUCUCUCCAUACAAAAGUUCUCUGAUUUUCAUUGAAAUGUAAAAUGAAGAUUUACCUAGAUUUGUCCUCAGAAUCACUUUAUGAUGAAUUGUUUUGGCUCAAGCAAAGCUGUCUGCAAAGGGGGUGUGGUGACUUUAAGCUUUUGUAAUUCCUAUUUAUUUUCUCAGUUUGUUCUGAUUUUUUUUUAACUUGGCUGCCUGUCACAUGACCAUAAAAUAUUUGGGGUUUGAACUUUUCUCAAGAAGAGGAAAACACCACUGCCAAAAGAGAAAACAAAAUCAGCAAACACAAAAUAUAUCUUUGGAACAUGGUUAAUUUUACAGAUUUGUUGUUCGGUGCUGUGUGAAUCUGGUAGCUGUAUCAUUUGCACCAAGUAUUAUAUUUUGUCAAAAGAGGGAUGUGUGGAUUUCAGUAAUGCCCAGGGACACUGCAGUUCGAAUCAGAAUGGAGAUAUGUGCAAAUAGGAUUGAAGUAACCACAUGAGUUAAUCAGGAAAAAGAAAAACAUUAAUAAAUAGGGCAUUGAUUAGAUAAUAAUAAUCAAUUGCACAAUAAUUAGUUUGAGACUUGCUGGUUUUGGAGAGAUGUUUUAAUGCAUAUAGACUAAUAUGUAAAACCUCCAUAUUGUAGUCUAUAUGCUUGGUGCAUGGUUGUGAAUGAACUAUUUCCAAAGUUAAAAAAACAGUAGGACAUUAAGAAUGUUUAGUUCAUUUCAUAGCCAACAUGUUCAUCAUAAUUGCCCUCUGUUACCUUAAAGCAAUGCUUUUGGAUUGGUGCAGAAUUGAUUAAGUGAUUCCAAGAUUCAAAUUCUGAAUUCAUUCAGUCGAGAGAUUUGUCUUCCCCUGCUUUGUCCUUGUCUCUGUCAGGUCAGUCUGUCUGUCCGUCUCUCUGUUUCUCUCAUACAUGCACACCCUUUUUUUUACCACUUCCCAGUGUGGUCAAAGGCAGAAAACGCUUCUUCACAUUUUUUUUCCUGUCGGCAGUACCAUUGGGGGCAGAUAUUGCUCAAUUCAUCACACCGUCCACUUACCUGACGUCAAUCAGCAACACCACAUUUAAAGGUUCCUGUCAUCCUCCCACUGUGUGCCUCACACCACAGUGCCCAACUUGGAUGCUCCAUCAGCCACUCUCUGUGUAGGGAACACCAUCCAAAACACAUAACACAGUGUGCACAGUGUGGAAGAAACUGCAUUUAGAACAGCUGUUACCACAGGUCUGAUGUCACCAGUAUUCUCCUUCAGGUGUCCCACUCCACAAUCUCUUCGGAUAGACAAGCACCAUGACAUAACCAUGUCCCCCUCACUUUACAUAGCCGAGAACUGCCAGUCGUUGGUAUAAGACAAGGAAGAGAGUGAUAGCAAAGGGAGAACAUCACUUACUGUCGUAUCCACAGCCACCAGCACAGUGGGGUUAACCUGGAGGUUAACUUUGAGGUAGGAUCUGCCUUGGUUCUGUUACACAGGGUGUGUCCUGCAACCGGGGCAGAGCAAAGGGAAGCCCAGCUGCCGGCCUGCACGUGACCUGAAGGUGCAAUCUGCAGCCACGUUGCUGACACCGUGAAGUGGUCGGGGUCAAGCCGCUCUUCGCCAUCCCUGCUACGCUCGCGAGGGGAGCAGUGCAUGGUAGCACCCUGUCGGGCAAAAGCAUGAGAUGCAAAGCAUGUGCUCAGGAGGUGCUAUAUAGCUUCCCUGCAUGUAUAAAUCUAUUUGGUAGGUUUAGUGUGUUUAUUUGUGCAUUGUAUCGAAAUGCGGCCAGUUACAGAAGGAAAGAUGUGGGACGGUUGAUGAAUGGCAACUAGUCAUUGCAUUAUCCGGAGACGCGGUUCAAUCGAGUUGUCCCCGUCUGCAUUGGUUCCUCCCGCUCCUUCUCCCAAUUGCUACGUUGCUGCUGGCGAAGCCUGCGGCUGCAGCACAACAAGACUGCACAGCCUGCACGGACUGAGACACUUGGCUGCGAGUGUCACAGGGCUCUGCAGGCGAUGCAAGGGGUGCCACUGUGUGGAAAGGGUCAGCUUUUAGCAACAUUCCUGUGGCAGUGUAGCUCACUUGUGUACUCGCUGCCCACAUGCAUGUGGGCCGGGCUUCAAAGCCUUUAGCAGAAAGCCCUGGGUUUGGCUUGGGUCAGGCAGGCCCAAGAGGAUACCAAACAUUAGCUGCAUUGCCUGCUACCGAACACUGGGGAAAGGUUAUCCCUCCUGGAUGUGGUGCACUUCAGAGCAGACAGGUGUACAGUACAUCUAUGUAAGUGUACCUCAAGGCCAUGUUCUCUGCUUUGUGAUUCCUGGAUAGGAAAAGUCCUGACACCUUCCUCCCACCAACCUUCACCACCUCUCCCUUGCUCUCUCGCUAUGCAAUGAGAGCAGCAACAGAGUCCUUCCACAGCAGUUGACAUCAGACUGAGAGGUGUUGCGAAUGUCUCCAACUCUGGCCUGAAAGGGAUGCAACGCAAGUCUGUUAGCGGUCCUGUUGACCUCAGUGGCUUCUGGGGAAGUACCCGCAGACAUGCACUGCAAAUUGGGGUUAUGGCCUGAACAAGUGGCAGGUUCCAAUGAGAAUGAGAAUUUUCUGCAUGGUCCACGUAGCAGAUUUAGUCCGAGAGUACAAUGGGGAGGUAUGGUCUCCUCUUCAGCACCCAUUCUGUCUCCCUUCUUUAGCAGCUUGCUAACUCUGCACUGUAUGCUCUGUGUACAUUCUCCCCAUCAUGAAUCAUCAUGAAGAAGGCAAUGUUUUGGCCCUGGGAGCUACUGAUUUAUGUUGUGGCCUAAAGCCAGCCCGCCAGAGCCUGCCAAACUGCUCCCUGUGGACUUCAAUUACUUUCGAGAACUCUUAAGAGGACCAAACACUUGUAAAAUAAUCGGGGGAAAGAUCAGCCAGCAAUACAUUUGCAAGGAUUUCAAGAUGACUUAGAUAGAACUGAUGAGCAACCUUCCUGCUGCUGAAUAUCAGCUCAGUUGUUUGAGGCUAGAUGUAGGUGUGAGCUGGACUGUCAGCUCUGGAUGGAAGCAAAACUGAUUUUGCCACGAGCCUGCAGCAGGAACCACCUACUGCCCUCUCAUAUAACCUCUGUCAUUGACUUGUGUGACAAACUUGAGUGUGAGCACUGGGUGCCGUAUAUAUGAAUGUACGCCAUACCAGACCAUCCAAACAAAAAGCUUAAUGAGGUCACAGUCUGCAGUACUUUUGUUUAAAUUGACAGUUUAUUAAACAAAAAAAAAUUAAAAUAUGUGCAAAGAGGAACAUUUAUGCAUUCAUCUUUCCUUAUUAACAUUCCCUAACCCAAUCCACUGCCUACUGCCAGCAGGAAAGAGAUGUAGUGAAUGCCAUGCCCUUGAAUGCUGGUAACCGCUGAUACCAUGCAACACCUCUAAAGAAAGCAACAGCAGUCUCUCCUGCUAUAAAGCAAAACCAAAACCUGAAGGUGCUGGAAAUCUAAAAUCGAAACAGAAAACCCUGGAGAUAGCCAGCAAGCCAGGCAGCCACUUUGAGGGAGAAACAGAUUAAUGGCCUUGAAUCAGAAUUCAGGUCUUUGAUCCUCUGCCUCUGUCUUUAGCUAUGCUACCAGAUCUACAUUUCUCCCCAAUGUUUUCAACAUGUUGGAAGUGUUAACAACGUUCCUGUUUUUUAUCUUAAGGUAUAUUUAAUUUCAACAGAACUUCAGAUAUGAUGUGACUUUUAUUAAAUGAACUGCUAGAAAUAAUAAAUUUCAAAUGGGAAGACAAAACGAUCACCUACUUUGACAUGGAGUGGAACCCAAGCUAAUUUAUCUCAGGAUUGCCAACAGGAGACUUGAUCUUAAGCAGCAGUGAAUUUAUUCAGGGAUGAACAGAUGUUAAUGGAUAUAGGCUAGCACAGUAGAAGAAGCUGCUCUCAUACAGAUCUUUAUCUUUAACAGACAUGAUCACAGAAGAACUGCCGCUGUGGUAAAUAGACUAAUAAUUAGCAUUUCUCUUUUUAUGUGUAGUUUAUUGUGACAUGAGAGUUCCCAAACCCAAUUACAUCUGCUAACUUUGUACAAACUGUUCCAUUAAUAAGGACACUUUGUUUUGUAAUAUUUUAACCAAAAUAUGUACUGGAAAUUGUCGAUGCUAAGUCUUGCCUAUUCAGUUUUGUUGUACUGCAAGAAGUGCAGUGAUUUUAAGUGAAUCUGUGGGCAUUUUAGCCUAUAGUCUUGCCAGAUUUUAAAAGUACAAUGCAUAUACGUAUGUCUAUUUAUUCAUCACCUGUCAUAUAUUAUCUAUUUGAAAACAAACUUUCUUUCAUAGUGCCUCGUCAGAAAGCACAAAUUUCUGCCUUUGGUGAAAUGAAGAAUAAUUGUGUUUUUGCAUUAUUGACAAUGUGAAUAUAAAAUUAACAUAUUGUAAAUGUUCUUUUUCAUGUGAAUCAACUUCUUAUCUGCAUUAUCACAAAGUGAUAAUUAUUUUUAAGUUAUGUGCAUUGUUAACCCAUUAGAUCCUUUGUUGUUGAAAUAAAUGGCAUCCAAUAAAUACA